AUGUGUCAAUGGACAGGAUCAUCGACCAAGCUCAUCAUCGCCAUCGAUGUGGCCAAGGGCAUGGAGUACCUGCACAACCUCACCCAGCCCAUCAUCCACAGGGACCACAACAGGUCAAUGUGGAGGGUGGGGAUCACUGUGUAUGGGGUGGGGUGGGGGGACGGGCGGGGGGGUCACAUUUAGUAGCUUUGGUAGUGAGCUUCUGUUGUGACUAUAUGAAAUGAACUGUUAUGAGUUAUUCAGCUUAUGAUGAUAUUUGCCAUUUCUAGUCACAACAUUCUACUCAAUGAGGAUGGACAUGACGGGGUGGCUAACUUUGGAGGUAAGCAGUUACAUUACAUUUUUAUAGUAUAAUGAAGACAGAGUACAGUAAAAUAGCUAUUUCCUAUAGUUAAUUAGUCAUUGAUAUUAUCAAGAUCAUGAACCCUUUUUUUCUCUCUUCAGAAUCCAUGUUCCUGUUAUCUGAGGUUGUGGACAAUAUGACCAAGCAGCCUGGGGCUAGUCCAACUUCCUUAUUCACCAUACUAUAAAUUACUACGUAAUGUGUAUUAGGACCUGGAGAAAACUGCACUCAGGCAGAAUGGGUCUAGAUUUGCUGUGUCAUCAUUGGGGAUAAUGCUAGGUCUGCGGUUUUCAGCUCAGAUGCUAUGUGUGUUGUGUGUGUGUGUUAUGCUCCCUGGGGUGAAGCCUUUGCUGAAGAACCUUGGUAGCCAGAGUGUUUUGCAUUGGUAAUUGAACCUGCGCUGGAUGGCCCCAGAGAUAUUCACUCAGUGUACCUGCUACACUGUCAAGGCAGACAUGUUCAGCUAUGCCCUGUGUCUGUGGGAGCUGCUCACCGGAGAGAUUCCCUUUGCCCACCUGAAACCUGGUAAUCCCUGCAUGAAUACAAACACACUAAUCUGAUACUGUAUUGGGAGAAUAUGAAUCAAUGAGUAAGUAUUUAAUUGUUCCAACCAUGUUCCAUAUGUUGGAAUUAAGUUAGAAUGUGAUUUUUCCUCUCCUCAUCACAGCUGCAGCACCACAUCCGGCCUCCUAUUGGCUACUCUAUCCCCAAACCCAUCUCUGCCAUGCUAAUGAGGGCCUGAAACGUCUGUCCAGAGAUUAUUGUCCUCUUACAAUAGAUAGCCCCUUGAUUUCAGAGUGUGAAAUGACCUAAACUUAAGUGAGCUUAGUUCAUGUGCUAAGUAUGAUAUGUUCAUAUGAGCUAAACAAAUAUAUAUUGUCACAUACACCAGAUAGGUGCAGUGAAAUGUGUUGUUUUACAGGGUUAGCCAUAGUAGUACGGCACACCUGGAACAAAUUAGGGUUAAGAGCUUCUUUUUUGGGGGGUGGGGGGGGGGGGGGGGUAGAUCAGCUUUAAUAUUGCUGAUAGAUUGUUACUUCCAUCAAUGUAAUUGUCUGCAUCACUUCCAAUCCCCCAUUUGUUUUUUUUUUCGCGCAAAUAUAUAUAUACACAUACAUAUCCUUUUAAAAAUAUAUUUCCCUUUAUUACUUUCCAACCCCACCAGGGUUAAGCACUUUUCUCAAGGGCUUGCUCACCUUGUCAGCUCAGGUGUUUGAACCAGGAACCUUUUGGUUACUGUCCCAAUGCUCUAACCUAUAGGCUACCUGUAACUAUACUAAGUUCAUGUGUGAACUAAUUUAAUGUGCUAAGUAUGCUAAAUUCAUGCGCUAAAGUAUGCUAAAUUCAUGUGGGCUAAGUUUACUGUACUUGUAUAGACCUGUAGAGGUGUUUCAACCAGAGUCAAUGCUGAGGUCAGAUGCUAGCAGAGGGGCUUAGAAUGUAUCAUGAAACCUAUAAUUAAUGGAACCGUAUUCCCCAGGUGCUGUUGUUGCAUGACUCCACACAGCCACACAAUCUACAGGUACUCAUGAACCGCAUGGCCAUCCCAUAGAGCCAGGCUGUGACAAAGCCGCAAGACGUGGCAUAGCUUAUUACCCCCUCAUUACCUGUUGUGGGCAGGUUGUGGCAUUCAUCUCUUAUCUCCAGGGUCCAGGGUCCUGGUUCUUCUGUUUGCAGGACUGGGUUGCCAGACAACCGUCUCUCUGGACUGAAAUGUUGUGCUGUGGUGCUGUUAUCAGCAGCUCUGCUCUCAUGAUCUCAACCGUAGUUACCAUCUCUUGUUAGGGCCUGAGUGUCCCAGUUUACCCAAUCUGAAACUGUGCCAAAGACCGUGUGCUUACAUUUAAGGUCCAGUUGGGGGCAGAAUCAACAUGCACCAAUUUUUCUAGGUCGCCAUGUACAAAUGGUCCCAGCAGUUAUAUGUUUCCACAGUUGUCUAUUUUUGACUUUCAUGUUUAAAAUGUUGAUAAGGUUGAUGAAUAUUGUGCAUUUUAAUAAUAGCCACUCCCAAGAAGCACAAUUUGGAUACUUUUUUAAUGUAAUGGGUUUGUUCAAUGAAAACAGCACACAGAUCAUGGCCACUGUGAAUGUAAUGUAUUAUUGAGUACCUCUACUCUGGUCUGUGUUAGUUCUCUUACAGUGAAGUAGGAGAUCUAAAGCCUGCUUUUGAAGCAGAGUUCACCUUUGAUUCAUGCGUGGGUAGAUCCAAAUGACCACAUAGACCGACUGAGAGCACAGGUGUGUGUGUGUGUGUCUUUGUUCUGUUGAGAGUUGUUUAAUGUUAUGAGGUGAUUUAAUGUUGCUUCAUCUCCUCUGAAUCAGGAUAGACCUGAGUUCUCUGAGGUGCUGGCCACACUAGAAGAAUACCAAUGCAAUGUUGAAGUAUGGAGUUACUGCUUGGCUAUCCACAAACAUACAAAAAGCUUUCUACAGUCAAAUCUAAAUCAGUGGGGAAUAAACAUAGAUGCAUGCUGUUUACAUUUUCAGAAGUUCACUGAUUCCUUUCUGUCUGUCCAUAUGAUAUGAUACUUGUUGGUGAUAAUGUCAUAUUUGUGUGUGCUUUUUUGUGUGUGUGAUCCACAGUUGAACAGCAGCGGGUUGAACAGCAGCGGGUCCCUGUCCCCCUCGGGCUCCUCUGACUGCCUGGCGAGGGGCAGUUCUGGUCAGAGUCACGUGGCUGCCCUCCGCUCCCGCUUUAAGCUGGAGUACGCACUCAACGCCCACGCCUACGCUGUCUGGACUCAGAGGUAGGGCAUUAAUAUUUUGAUCCUAGAUCUGUCGUCGCCUGGCAUUGAUAAUGACCAUAGGUGUUGACUGCACAGCACAAACUUAUCUGGGACCAGGCUAGGAUAUCAUAGUCUCCUAAACAUGCAGUGCAAAAUAAACUUGAUUGCUAGGCCUAACCAAGUUGAGUGUAAAGUUCAGUCCCAGUAGGAAUUCCAUGGACGUCAUGUCUGGGCCUGUAAUGAUCAAAUUGGGCUUUGUUGUAGCUAUAGCACUCGCCUUGACCCCUUGUUUGAGCAGUAACGUGUACAACACUAGAGACAAUUUACUGCAACAGUUAGAGGUGGAGUUGCCCAGUUACGGGUCAGGGAAAACAAAGGCAAGCAAAUGCAAUAAAACAUGCAUGGAAUUCUGUCUAAGGACUAAAGACUCCACUGGUGGCCAGCCCCGUAAGCCUGUGUGUGUGUGUGUGUGUGUGUGUGUGUGUGUGUGUGUGUGUGUGUGUGUGUGUGUGUGUGUGUGUGUGUGUUUGUGUGUGGAGAGAGAAGGGAAUAGAGAGGAGUGAGCCUGGCAACGGUCUCCAGGGACACUGUAACUGGAGUUGGAUUUGUGUAUGUAUGCUCUACUGCUGAAGUGUCUGUGGGUUAGAAAUGUCCUGGCAGUAGAUCAAAACUUUCAUACAUUUUGUAUAUACUCAAUGUGGAAGUGAGAAAGUGUGGUUACUAGGUCCUGGGCUGUCAUGUUACCGUCACACAGGGGGUCAUGCUAGAUUCAUCAGAGGACAUCAGAGAUGUUUUUAUACCUGCCUCAUCUAACUCAACCUAAUUGAUCUUUCAUUGGGGAGCAUAUACGAAAUAUGCCCCAACCCUAUGAUGCAGAUUGUCGUUUUAAGUUCCUUAAAGUUGGAAACCGCCAUGUCCGUUUGCGAUAUUACAACAACAAAGACUUCAAACAACGAACACUGUUUUAUUUUCCUCGGACAUCAUUGCACAUCAUUGCACGUACGAUAGAACAGCAGAGUAUGUACUAAGAUUUUUUUUUUUACCACGCCACUGGAUGCACAUCUCCUCCAUUUGAUAAACGAAACAAAAACAAUAACAAAUGCACCUGGGGCAACCAGUGGCACUGUUUCACCUUUAGCGCAACUCAGCAUUAAAGUAAGUGGUGUAGUAGGGGUUAUUUAUUAUUUUUACCACGGCAUUGUUGAAUACUUGUUUCUGAUUGGCUAGAAGGGCAUUCUAGAGUGGGCAUUACAUUACAACCUUAUAACAAUUCAUAUAUUUUUUAUUUUUUAGCGAGGAUGCCAUGAUUCCCAAGGUCCAUCUCUGGAUGAACUCAGGAGGAAUAUGCCGUUUCCACCUAUUGACCGAAAUGGUAAGAAGCAUAGUAAUGAAUAUACUUAUCUAGCCUUUACUUUAUUAUAGAACUUUGUUGUUUGAAAUGGAGUACAGCCAGUUGGGUAGAAUGUACAGCUGGUGUUUGUGUGUGUUGGGAAGGGAACUGGCUUUCGAUUUUGGUGGUCACCCGUGACCCCUAAUCCCUGACGUCUGUGUCCUCUCUCCCUCUGGGUACAUGUCAGAACCUAUGAGCACCAUGCGCAUCCACUCCAACUGCAGCAUCAACGGCAGCUUCGAAGACAGCACUAACUAA
Coregonus sp. 'balchen' is the source of this 4717-nucleotide messenger RNA. NCBI's taxonomy places the organism in Eukaryota, Metazoa, Chordata, Actinopteri, Salmoniformes, Salmonidae. The record is from the annotation of a GenBank genome assembly.